Molecule: messenger RNA, 1560 nt
Organism: Plenodomus lingam JN3
Lineage: Eukaryota; Fungi; Ascomycota; Dothideomycetes; Pleosporales; Leptosphaeriaceae
Source: RefSeq, a predicted model, not a curated record
AUGUCAACGGGAAACAAAGAGACUUUCUCCAUGUGGGUUGGAGGGGCAGAAAUUCAAGGCAACGCAGAGCGAUUACAUAUUGAAGAUCCCGCAACCAGCGAGAUAUUUGCAUAUUGCCAUGCUGCAUCAACAAAAGACGUAGAUGAAACUGUCAAAAAGGCACACAAUGUAUUCAGAUCCGGCGUCUGGUCCAAAGCUCCGCGGCAUGUUCGCGCAGACACUUUGGACCGCAUUGCUGAAUUCUUGACUAAAAACUUGCCACGACUGAUCGAGCUGGAAGUUCGACAGACUGGAAGAGCCAUCAGAGAGAUGAAUGCGCAAGUGCCUACUCUAGUCAAGUGGUUCAAGUACUACGCUGCGCUUAUCAGGACCGAGGAGCGAUCCGUACUGCCUACCGUCGGCAAACUGCACAAUUGGAUCGACCGCAAGCCUCUCGGUGUCGUUGCGCAGAUAACGCCGUUCAACCAUCCCAUGUUGAUCGCUGUGAAGAAGAUAGCACCUGCACUGGCUGGUGGUAAUUCAAUUGUGCUGAAGCCCAGUGAAUUGACUCCUCUGACGAGCAUCGAGCUUGGGAAAUUGUUCAAGGAGGCCGGCUUGCCAGAUGGUGUCUUCAAUGUGCUACCGGGGGAUGGGCUAACCACCGGUAAAGCGCUCGUGGAACAUCCACUGAUCAAAAAGGUCGACGUUACCGGAGGUACGCCUGCUGGCCGAGCCAUUGGGGCUACUGCUGGACGGAACCUUGCUCACUAUACCGCUGAACUUGGCGGGAAAGCCCCACUCAUUGUCUUUGAGCAAGCGCACAUCGAUUUAGCUGUCAAUGGCAUCGUCUUUGGAAGUUUUAUUGCAAGCGGCCAGACAUGCGUUGCGGCAACUCGCAUUAUAGUGCACAAUAGGGUCAUCGAUCAGGUUGUAGAGAAGCUAAAGGUCAAAUCGAAGAGCAUCGAGAGACGAAUGGGCUCGCCAAAGAAUGUAAAAUCUAUGAUGGGGCCAUUGAUCUCGGAGAAACAACUCAACAAUGUCUCGGUAUUGGUCAAUGACGCUGUCGAAGCAGGUGUAACGGUCAUCACGGGUGGUCAAAGGAUGAGCGGAACAUCAUCUCUCGAUAACACAGAUUUUGCACAGGGUUACUUCUACCCGCCAACAAUUCUUACCGACAGCCCCUCCAAAAAGAUCACCGAUACCCGAAUCUGGAGAGAAGAGGCUUUUGGCCCGGUCAUUGUUGUCGUUGGUUUCGACACCGAAGAAGAAGCAUUGAACUUGGCGAAUGACAGUGAAUUUGGACUCGGCGCAGCAAUCUGGACGCAGGAUCUUUCCCAAGCUUUUAGAGUUUCGGAGAGCAUCGAGAGCGGCAUUUGCUGGGUGAAUACGCACCACCGCAAUGAUCCUAGCUCACCGUGGGGUGGUAUCAAGAGCUCAGGUGUUGGGAGCGAGAACGGGAUAGAUGCUUAUCAUGCAUACACCACCACAAAGAGUACAAUCAUCAACUAUGCAACCGCGGAAGAGGGCCUUGCUAGCGAUGAUUGGUUCCGAGAAGGGUCUGGAGAUGUCAGGUACGGCUAG